GAAAAAGUAAAAAGAAGGAAACUCAAGGCACACGUUGCAUUAAUGAAACUUUGGACGAAAGGCUGAACAUUAAAAAACCAUCUGACAAAUUGGUAUCAUCUUCUAAAGAUCAUGGUGGAGCUUCAAAGAAAACCACCAAUAGACAAUUUAAAAACCAAAUUGGUAACAUUGAUAAUAAGGAGAAUGAGGAGGAUGGUAGUGAAACUGAAGAAGUUAACGAAGCCAAACGUCUUGCAACCGAAGAACCAACCCGAAUGAAUAUAAUACUUCGUAUCCGUCAAGAAGAUGGUGCUUCAAUCAAGAAAAAGGAGCCUUCAACCAAUAUAACCAAGUACAAUAUAGAAGAGUCAAUACCUGUCGAGGAAUGCGAAGAAAUGGAUUAUGUAAAAACAAUAAAAACACCCAUCCAAUCUACAAAUGCCAAUGAUAAUGGCAUAAACGAAGAUAAAUUAGAAAUUCCUGAUUUGACCGAAUUUGAUAGUAACCUGGAUCCUAAAAAAAUGUGGAGGUUAAAGAGUGGUACCGUUGUAGAAAAAGUGAUAUAUGAAUAUGCACGAAACUUGACAUAUGAAUCGUGCCUGCACUCAUUCAUGAUGCUGACAGUCCUUAUUUAG
Messenger RNA from Ambispora leptoticha, 614 nucleotides. The record is from the annotation of a GenBank genome assembly. Lineage: Eukaryota; Fungi; Glomeromycota; Glomeromycetes; Archaeosporales; Ambisporaceae.